CCGACUGACAGGGAAACCAAAAUUCAAGCGGCAAGUCGUCACGAUGACAGUGUCAAUUCGAGUGGUCGUGCUGGGAUAUGCGCCACCGGCGGCCCCGACGAAAGCCUCCGGGAAGAGGAAGAAGCGCCCGUUGGAAAGGACACACAGCUCCCGUAUCAAUGUCGAAUUCCAACUGCGCACUGAAUUGGAAUGGAGCGUCUUGCAGUUAAAGGAAGCAAUUGCGAAUCAGUUGGAGCGCGAACUCGAUGGCGCGGCCAAUGGCGUGCAGCCAGAGAAUCAAUGCAUUGCAGUCAAUGGUGUGCUGGUGUGCGACGCCGACUCGCUCGGCACAAUCCUUUUCGAUUCACGGACACUCGUAUGCGCCAUCGACAAAUCCGAGCCCUCGCCAUCAAACACACCCGUGCAGUCGACACAUGUCAGUGGUGCGCUGAAUCAGUUACGUUCCAUGGGAUUUUCAACAAAGCGAGCAUCGGAAGCCCUCGUAGUUGCCAAGAACAACGUGGAAGGCGCCGUUGCCUUUCUUACUGAAGGCAUACAGGUCGACACGUCGUCGCACGAAGAGACAGAUACGCACCUGGCUGACGUCGCCAUGACCAAGCCAUACUCCUUGGUCGGUGCCAUCCAGUCUUGCAAUCCAGAUCACUUGGUUGACUUGUCGUUGGAUCGCUUGACGGCUGCCAUGCGACGGAGGCAAGAACGGGAAUGCAAUGGCUCCCAUGUCGAGGAUGGGAUGGAGGUCGAUGAAGAGACCAAGGACGACGACGCAGUCAUAGCAAUUUAUGACGACGAAAGAGAUGCUGUGCACGAUGCGUCGCAGUUAGCCGACGUUGACGCUGAGCAAAUUGCGCUAGACCGGUUGCAAGCACUGGGCUUUUCACGCCAUGACGCCUACAAUGCGUACGUGGCAUGUGACCGGAACGAAAACGCAGCAGCCAACUUUCUCUUCGAAUCCAUGUGAUGCCAAUUCGUACGAUCAAAGUCUCGAUGUUGGGUAAUUUUCACGUCAAUGCUUAUCCCGCACUUGGUGAACGAUCGUGGCAUUCCUCCCUUCACCCUCAUCCAG
Messenger RNA from Aphanomyces invadans, 1063 nucleotides. RefSeq lists its product as hypothetical. Bases 44 to 958 code for a protein of 304 amino acids. Gene Ontology annotation, molecular function: protein binding. The record is from RefSeq and is a predicted model, not a curated record. The transcript is spliced from 2 exons. Gene Ontology annotation, biological process: nucleotide-excision repair. NCBI's taxonomy places the organism in Eukaryota, Oomycota, Saprolegniomycetes, Saprolegniales, Verrucalvaceae.